This is a messenger RNA of Parascedosporium putredinis, 1359 nucleotides long. The record is from the annotation of a GenBank genome assembly. Lineage: Eukaryota; Fungi; Ascomycota; Sordariomycetes; Microascales; Microascaceae.
AUGACUUACACAUUCUACAACAUCAUCAACGGCGAGAAGCGCUCCAGCGCCAAAGUCGAGCGGGGCAUCGACCCCCGCACCGAGGAAGAGCUAUGGGAUUGCCCCGUCGCCAGCGUCGAGGAGCUCGACGAGGCCGUCGCCGCGGCGCAAAAGGCGUUUGUGACCUGGAGCCGUACCACGGUUCAGGAGCGCCGCGAGAUUAUUCGGCUGGAGACGGGCAAGUCGGCGCUCAUGAGCAACAUCGAGGUGACCAACACCUGCGGGCAAUGUACUUUCUAUGCCGACAACUAUCUAGAAGACGAAACCGUUCUCGACGAUGACACCGUCAAAAUCGUCCACACACACGUGCCCCUCGGCGUCGUAGGCGCCAUCGCCCCGUGGAAUUUCCCGCUGAUCCUCAGCAACCUCAAGGCCGUGUCGUCGCUCAUCACCGGCAACUGCGUCAUCGUGAAGCCGUCGCCCUUCACGCCCUACGCCACCCUCAAGGCCACCGAGCUCUGCCAGUCGGUGCUGCCGCCGGGCGUCCUGCAGUGCCUCAACGGCGGCGACGACCUCGGCCCCGCCAUGACGGCGCACCCGGGCAUCGCCAAAAUCACCUUUACCGGCACCAUCGCCACGGGCAAGCGGGUGAUGGCGAGCUGCGCCAAGUCGCUCAAGCGGCUGACGCUGGAGCUGGCGGGCAACGACGCGGCCAUCGUGUGCGAUGACGUGGACGUGGCCGCGGUGGCGGGGCAGACGGCGGGCGGCGCCUUCUUCAACGGCGGGCAGGUGUGCGUGGCGACGAAGCGCAUCUACGUGCAUGAAUCCAUCUACGACGCGUUCCUCGAGGCGUACGUGGCCGCGGUCAAGAGCAACUUUAAAAUCACCGAGGACGCGUCCCAGAUGACGGUCUUUGUCCCGCUGUCCAACAAGCCGCAGUUCGAGACGGUCAAGGGCAUUGUUGAGGAUUGCAAGAAGAACAACUACAAUAUCGUGGCGGGCGGCAACGCUAGCGAAAAGGGCUAUUGGAUCGAGCCUACCGUGGUAUCCAAGCCCCCGGAGGACUCCCUGCUCGUACAGGAGGAGCAGUUUGGCCCCAUCAUUCCCAUCCUCUCGUAUUCCGAUAUUGACGACGCCCUCCGCCGGGCCAAUCUCUCCAACGCCGGUCUCGGAGCUACCGUGUACUCCAAGGACCUCAAGCGGGCCGAGGAUAUUGCCCGGAGGCUGGAGGCUGGGUCGGUGUGGAUCAAUGGCCCGGAGAAGUUGAACCCGGCCGGUUACUUCUCCGGACUCAAGGACAGCGGCUUCGGCGGCGAGAUGGGCAAGCAGGGUUUGCUUUCGUACUCGUACACCAAGACUCUUCACUUUAACAAGGUUUAA